Molecule: messenger RNA, 2539 nt
Organism: Pezoporus occidentalis (night parrot)
Lineage: Eukaryota; Metazoa; Chordata; Aves; Psittaciformes; Psittacidae
Gene: VEGFC
Product: vascular endothelial growth factor C
Exons: 8
Coding region: 561-1874 (437 amino acids)
Biological process (GO): induction of positive chemotaxis; positive regulation of angiogenesis; positive regulation of protein phosphorylation
Cellular component (GO): membrane
Molecular function (GO): chemoattractant activity; growth factor activity; vascular endothelial growth factor receptor 3 binding
Source: RefSeq, a predicted model, not a curated record
CAUGCGUGGCCCCCACCGCCGCCGAGGAGCCCCAGGCGCCGCGCACCCCUCGGGCGCGCUGCAGCUGACAGCCGUCCGGACGGACCUCCGCGGCGGGCGGAGCGGAGCCUUUCAGAGACCCCCCCCGGCCGGGCCCGACCCAGAGCGAGGAGAGCUCCUUGGGUGCGCCUGGGUGUUCGGUCCCGCGCUGCCCCUCGGUCGCGCUCUGUCUCUCCCUCCUUUCCCUCCCUCCUCCUCCCCUCUGCUCUUUCCACCUCCCCUGCUCCUGAGUGAGCGCAGCCUCGGAUGUCCGGUUUCCUGGUGGGUUUUUACCUGGCAAACUCCGGAUAACUUUGGUGAGAAUUUGCAAAGCGGCUGGGAAAGUUGGGAACUCUCCUGCACGCGUCUGGGAGCUGCUGCUAUCGCAUCUUCUCCAUCCCACGGAUUUUACUGCCUUGGAUAUUGCGAGGGGAGGGAGGGAGGGACGGAGGGAGAGGAAGAGAAGGAGCCUCAUAAUUUCGCCUACAUUCCUCCAAGUGCUCCGCAGCCCCGCUCAGCGCCUGCCCUGCCAUCUUUGCACAAUGCACUUGCUGGAGGUCCUCUCCCUGGGCUGCUGCCUCGCUGCCGGCGCCGUGCUGCUGGGGCCGCGGCAGCCCGCCGCUGCCGCCGCCUACGAGUCCGGCCACGGGUACUACGAGGAGGAGCCCGACGCCGGGGAGCCGAAGACCAAAGCCAUAAGGGGUUACUUUCAGCAGUGGAAUUUCUCACAUGCAGAGAAUAAGGCUCAUGCAGGCAAAGACCUGGAAGAGCAGUUGCGGUCUGUGUCCAGUGUGGAUGAACUCAUGACAGUACUUUACCCAGAGUACUGGAAAAUGUUCAAAUGUCAGUUGAGGAAAGGAGGUUGGCAACACAACAGGGAACACUCCAGCUUUGACACAAGAUCAGAUGAUUCCCUGAAAUUUGCCGCAGCACACUAUAAUGCAGACAUCCUGAAAAGUAUUGAUACUGAAUGGAGAAAAACUCAGUGCAUGCCACGUGAAGUGUGUGUGGAUGUGGGAAAAGAGUUUGGAGCAACUACAAACACCUUCUUUAAACCCCCAUGUGUAUCCAUCUACAGAUGUGGAGGUUGCUGCAAUAGUGAAGGACUCCAGUGUAUGAAUAUCAGCACAAGUUACAUCAGCAAGACAUUAUUUGAGAUCACAGUGCCUCUUUCUCAUGGCCCCAAACCUGUAACCGUCAGCUUUGCCAAUCACACGUCCUGCCGAUGCAUGUCGAAGUUGGAUGUUUACAGACAAGUUCAUUCCAUCAUAAGACGUUCCUUGCCAGCAACACAAACUCAGUGUCAUGCGGCAAACAAAACCUGUCCAAAAAAUCAUAUUUGGAAUAAUCAAGUUUGCAGAUGUUUGGCACAGCAUGAUUUUGGUUACUCUUCCCAUCUUGGAGAUGCUGACCCAUCUGAAGCAUUCCAUAUUUGUGGACCAAACAAAGAGCUGGAUGAAGAAACCUGUCAAUGUGUCUGCAAAGGAGGUGUGCGACCCUCAAGCUGUGGACCUCACAAAGAAUUAGACAGAUCGUCAUGUCAGUGCAUGUGCAAAAAUAAACUUCUCCCCACUUCCUGUGGGCCCAACAAGGAAUUUGAUGAAGAUAAAUGUCAGUGUGUAUGUAAAAAGACCUGCCCUAAACAUCAGCCACUAAAUCCUGCAAAAUGCAUCUGUGAAUGUAUAGAAUCUCCCAAUAAAUGCUUCUUAAAAGGAAAAAGGUUCCAUCACCAGACAUGCAGUUGUUACAGACCACCAUGUACAGUCCGAACGAAACGCUGUGAUGCUGGAUUUUAUUUUAGUGAAGAAGUGUGCCGCUGUGUACCCACAUACUGGAAAAGACCACUUAUGAAUUAGUGAAGAGAGCACUUCUCACUCUUUUGAUGUACAUUUUUCCACUAGAACAAAAGAACAACAGAAACUUUGCUAAUAUUUGGAAUCAAAUGUGCACCAGAGACCCUGUGGGACUUUCAGAGACAGACUCAUUAUGCUUUUCUCAAGAUGAGGAAAGCAAAUGUAGAAAAUAACUGGGGUUCAUGUUUUGUAAAGAACUCAAUAAGGACUUAUUUUCUGCCAAUGACCAAACAGCCUAGGUUCUUCUUCUCAUGAUUUUUUUUUUUUAAAGAGAUAAUGACUAUAUAAUUUAUUUCCACUAAAACCAUUGUGCAGCAUUUCUGUUUAUAGCAGUAACAAUUGUUAAAGCUCACUGUGAUCAAUAUUUUUAUAUCUUGCAAAGUAUGUUUAAAAUAAAAUGGAAAUUGUAUUAUAUAAUGGUGAGAAUGUUUAAUCUUCUGCUUAAAGAAAGGAACAACAAUUCAGCUUUACUGUCAGGGUUCUUAAAGGGGGGGGGAAGACAAUUAAGAGAAGGCACUUUUAUGAAAGGAAGACUACAGCCAUUUUCUCAUACCUGUUUUACAUGUCAUUUGACAGAGUUCUACUUAGUGUUUCAUGACCCAGUGAUAUUUCUGUCUGUAGUCUGCAACUAGCAAAGCAAGUACAAUUAAAGACUAAUGAAAACCUUG